AUGCCCGAAGAAGCUCUUCUCUUCAACCUUGUCACGACCAACUUCGACCGCCAUGGCGCGAUAGGAGUCGUGGGCGUGCGGCUGUUGGAGCUCGGGGUCCAGAUGCACCUCUGCAAGACCGUUCCGGACGCGACGGUCGAGUUUAUGAUGACCGUCAAGCACGCGCUCUUGGAUCCCGUUGUACACCAGGCCAUCAUGGUGAAGCAGGGCGCAUAUAACGGCCGCGUGCCUCGCGGGAGUCGUCAGCUCGCCCAGGAAAUCACCCGCAUGUUCGAGGCGUACAUCGGCGUGCACUGCAAUGCAUUCGGGCUGGUGCGCUCGCAGACGUUGGUCAAGGACAUCUACCACCUCCCGAUGGUCGCCGCCUGCGAAGCGGUCAGAGUUUGGGAAGCGACUACCAGCGUCAGCCUGCGCGGUGGUUUCAAUUCCGGCGCAGGGUCAGAACAUGUACCUCAACCUGACGCAACGCGAGCUGCGUUGUCCGCACUAUAUAAGACGACGCUUCCCGACGGCUGCCCCGAACUCGCGCAGGAGUUCGCCAGCACACCGGAGGCCCAUCGCCCGGGUAGGAUGGCGCUUGGCAUGGAUGCGCUUCACGCCAUGACUGUUCUCGCCAUCACCAGCUUCUGGGAGGAUAUAGCUCCUCCUCAGCUCUGGCGCAUCGUCUCCGUCAUCCUCAGUCAAGAGUUCCUGCACCACAUCCCGCAUCGCCUUAAUCCACAGCUCGUUCGUUGGCCCAACAAGAAUGACCAUCUCCAUGUACUCUUCUGGUUUGGAUGCCAGGCGUUAGCGGGGCACGAGCAAGCGAUGCGGAACUUCGUCUAUGAGCUCAUCCGGCCUGCGAUUCUGGCGCUGAGAGCGUUCUACUUCCCGCUGUAUCUUCCGAAUGCACGCAUUCCCUUUGACUGGUCCAAUCGGAUCAUCGUCAACCCAGCUAUGCGACACAUGCUGCUUCGCUAUGUCGAGGGGCGCUCCCUCGGCCUCUACGCCGGGCUCAUGCCCGAUUUGCGUGUCAAGACCGUUGUAGAGGAUGCUCAGCGACUCUUGGGGACAGAGACGCAGUAUAUCACAUACGACGACACGAUGGGGCAGAUUGACAAUCCGUCGAAGAUACUUCAAGAAACGGGGAACGUAUACGAGCCGCCGGUCUCGCCUGAGUUCUGCUUGAUCGUCGCGACGGUAUCUGGGUUCCCCACCAGGCCAACCACCGAGAUCGAGACUGCGAUCGAGCAAUUUCUCUGGCUCAACUUCCCGCACAACUUGCAGGCAAUGAUCCUUCGGUUCGGCGCUGUCAACGGCGAGCUUGAUGGCUCUGUUAUCAUGCGCAUCCGCCACGACUGCCUUUAUUCCAUCUUCGAAGGCAACAUGGUUGCUGGUGUCCACACAAUCGGGCGCCUGUCACUCCAACUCGACAGAGAUAUACGCCGUGGGCAGUGCUCGGGCAAACUCUUGAACAUUGUCCAUCGCAGCAUCGAUGCGGGAACCCUCGCGCAGCGCGGCCUCUCCGCCUAUCGUCACCUCCUUCUCGCGCCGCCAGGCCCCCUCCUUCCGAAAGCGGGCGUCAAGAUUCCGAUGCCAAUGUUCUCGAAGGAGGAUCUCAAGGUGCGCUCGCACGGGAUCAGCGGCGUUGGCUACGUGCCGGACGCUGACUGCCCGGUGGUCGACGGCUGCGCGGUUCAGUUCUGGGCGAAGGGAUAUCUCGGUUCGGAUCCAAUGGCGCUCUUCGGGACGGACGAUCGCGCGUGUCUCUGGCCCUACGCGGUGCGCAUGGACGAAGGCGGCUGGACGUGCUCCAUCCUCUUCAACGGCCUCGUCUCCGACACCUUCCUCAACAACCUGAACGUCGUCCUCCCGCGGUUGAACGGCAUCGAGGGCGAGUGGGUUCGAAUGCAUCCUGGCGCGGUGCAGCGUUGGGUGGCUGAGGUUGUGCAGAGGAAGGCGCAGAUGCACCGGUUCGUGGUUGACUGCGGCAAGUCUGGUCGCUAA
Molecule: messenger RNA, 1986 nt
Organism: Schizophyllum commune H4-8
Lineage: Eukaryota; Fungi; Basidiomycota; Agaricomycetes; Agaricales; Schizophyllaceae
Exons: 13
Coding region: 1-1986 (661 amino acids)
Source: RefSeq, a predicted model, not a curated record